Funneliformis mosseae is the source of this 231-nucleotide messenger RNA. NCBI's taxonomy places the organism in Eukaryota, Fungi, Glomeromycota, Glomeromycetes, Glomerales, Glomeraceae. The record is from the annotation of a GenBank genome assembly.
ACUUGCAAUAUGAGAAUACAUAUAUGCGAAAAAUUACAGAAAUGCAGGAUGAAAUAAUUUCUCUAAAACAGCAAGUUAUUGAUCUUAAGAAUGAGAAUAUAAGGCUUAGCAAUCUUAUAUCUAAAAAUAAGACUGAGACUAGUAAACAAAAUGAUAUAUCAAGUGAUGAUGAAGAAUAUUAUUCAGUAGAUGAUGGGCUAGACAAUUUAUUUGACCGUUAUUGUAAAACUU